CUCGGCACGGCCCGGGCGGCGGCGAGGAUGCAGCACCCGCUGGAGCUGGGGGCUGCGCACUACUUCCCGGCCGAAGCCUUUCCCGACCACCGCUCGCACCGCUAUCGCAGUUUCAUGAUUGAGGAGAUCCUCACCGACCCCCCCGACGCCAAAGGCGCGGCGCCGCCCGGGGAGCUGCUCAAGUUCGGGGUGCAGGCGCUGCUAUCGGCGCGGCCCUACCACAACCACCUCGCCGUUCUGAAGGCGGAGCCGGCGGCAGUCUUCAAGUUCCCGCUGGCUCCCCUGGGCUGCUCGGGGUUGGGCUCGGCGCUGCUGGCCGCCGGCUCGGGGCUGCAGGGCGGCUCCGCCUCGCCCCACCUCCCGCUGGAGCUGCACCUCCGCGGCAAGCUGGAGCCGGGCGGCCCCGAGCCGGGCAGCAAGGCCAAGAAGGGCCGCCGCAGCCGCACCGUCUUCACAGAGCUGCAGCUCAUGGGGCUGGAGAAGCGCUUCGAGAAGCAGAAGUACCUCUCGACGCCCGACAGAAUAGACCUGGCCGAAUCGCUGGGGCUCAGCCAGCUCCAGGUGAAAACCUGGUACCAGAACAGGCGCAUGAAAUGGAAGAAAAUAGUGCUGCAGGGGGGAGGCCUGGAGUCCCCCACCAAGCCCAAGGGCCGCCCCAAGAAGAACUCCAUCCCCAGCAGCGAGCAGCUCUCGGAGCAGGAGCGCGCCCGGGACGCCGACAAACCCCCCGAGAGCCUGGGCUCGCCAGCUGAGGUCAGCCAGGAGGAGUGAGGGUACGGCCCGGCCCCACCGCCGCCGCCCGGAUGC
Lagopus leucura (white-tailed ptarmigan) is the source of this 807-nucleotide messenger RNA. It is a transcript of the gene BARX1, whose product is annotated as BARX homeobox 1. Lineage: Eukaryota; Metazoa; Chordata; Aves; Galliformes; Phasianidae. The record is from RefSeq and is a predicted model, not a curated record. Gene Ontology annotation, molecular function: DNA-binding transcription factor activity, RNA polymerase II-specific; RNA polymerase II transcription regulatory region sequence-specific DNA binding. Gene Ontology annotation, cellular component: nucleus. The transcript has 4 exons. Gene Ontology annotation, biological process: regulation of transcription by RNA polymerase II. The coding region runs from base 28 to 771 and encodes 247 amino acids.